CAUAACUAAUGUCAGGCUUACUGGUCCAGAAGAAUCAUUAAUCGAGGGAGAAUCAUCUGCUAACAUCAGCUCUGAGGGAACUGGCAGCAUCAGCUCUGUGCAGUGGAUGAAAGAUAACAGUCCUCUGUCUCCUAGCAACAGAAUCAGCUUCUCAUCUGAUAACAGAUCAGUGUCCAUCAGUCCAGUGCAGAGAUCAGACAGUGGAGAAUAUCAGUGUACAUAUAGAAACCCUGUCAGCUCCGAGACGACUAAACUCAGUCUGAUCAUCAACUAUGGACCAGAAGCUGUUUCUAUUAAGGGUCAGGAUGUGGUGGAUUUAGGGGUUCGAGUGUCGCUCUCUUGUUCUGCAAAUUCUGAACCUUCUGCCUCAUUCAGCUGGAAGUUUAAUGAAACAGACACUAAUGUGACCACAGACACAUUCACCAUAGAUCAGACUGACUUCACACACAGUGGAGAUUAUGAGUGCACAGCUUUGAAAAGAGUCACAAAGAGAAGCAUCUCAGAAAAACAUGCGUUACUAGUUAAAGUGGGAGGAGGAGGAGGAGGAGGAGGAGGAGGAGGGCUGUCAUCAGGGGCGAUAGCUGGGAUUCUCACAGAAUUAACAUCAAUAAUCCAGAACAAAACCUACAACAAAUCAGACCAGCAAGUGGAGCAGCACAAACAAGACAGGAGCCUUUUCUUCAGAUCACAUACAUCUCCAUCUCCUACAACAACCUUUAGUGUCCAACAGCUGUUUAUCAACAGAUCUCUCUCUCUCUCUCUCUCUCUCUCUCUCUGUCAGCUUUUCCUUGCCUAUUUCUCUGAACUGUUAUUCAUAAUUAAUUUACACAUUUUUGCUCUCUUUCUUCCUUUCUCUUUUUCAUCAUGGCAUAUUUUCAAAGCUCAGAAUCGAAUUUUGAUCGGUUAUGUCAAAAAGCUGCUAAUAUUAACAGCUAAAAAGGAAGACCAAAGGAAGGCCUGCCGAACUCUUGUCUUGUCUUGUUUGUGGAGAGGGAUGAAUUUGGCCAUCUUGUGUGUUUAUGGAGAAGACCAAAAGCUGCAAAGGCAAACAUUUCCAAUGGAUUUCUCACAUACUACACCAUCAGCUCUCCACAAUAUCAGCCCUUUCAAAAGCUUCCACAUCUCUGUCUCUCUCUCUGCUCUCACAUCUGCUCUCAGUCCUUUACUACCAACUUGCAGUCUUAGCAUGUCUACGUGUAUUAAUUUUUCCUCUACAGUCAACACUCCCAUCUCUACUGUGAGCACUUCUGUCGCUAUCACUAUGACUUUUAUAAUUAUAAAAUUAUAAUUGUUAUCAACCAUUUUAAUUUGUCUUGCAUAUAGUCACAAUAGAAGAAACAAUAAUUACAGGAUAUAUAUUUUUAGCCUAUUUGUUCAUUAAAGGGAAAAAAAAUAACGUCUUUUCAAUUGGAGGCUCAAAACUUCCAGUUUGUAAAAUAUUAUUUGGCAUCUUAUAACGUUUUUCUGUAAACAAACUCUCUUUUUCAUUUUGAAUGUUAGACAGUUUUUUUUUAAAGGGGUCUUCUAUUGCAUACUUUUUAGUUACAUGUUUGUUUCCAUGUACCCAUUAAUUACUUUAUCAAUCAGUCAUUGAUUUAAGUUGUUAUAUUUCACUAUAAUUGAUUACGUUUUUGCAGAUACAUUUUCAUAACCAACGACUUUUUUUUUUUUUUUUUUCUGUUUUUUUUCAUAGUGACACAAACUAGAGAGAGAAUGCUGUUCUAUGUUUGUCUUGGAAACGUU
Onychostoma macrolepis is the source of this 1743-nucleotide messenger RNA. Its product is annotated as carcinoembryonic antigen-related cell adhesion molecule 20-like. The transcript is spliced from 8 exons. The record is from RefSeq and is a predicted model, not a curated record. NCBI's taxonomy places the organism in Eukaryota, Metazoa, Chordata, Actinopteri, Cypriniformes, Cyprinidae. The coding region runs from base 107 to 1288 and encodes 393 amino acids.